Lodderomyces theae is the source of this 1008-nucleotide messenger RNA. RefSeq lists its product as uncharacterized. Bases 1 to 1008 code for a protein of 335 amino acids. Lineage: Eukaryota; Fungi; Ascomycota; Pichiomycetes; Serinales; Debaryomycetaceae. The transcript has a single exon. Gene Ontology annotation, cellular component: Rpd3L complex; Rpd3L-Expanded complex; nucleus. Gene Ontology annotation, biological process: regulation of DNA-templated transcription. The record is from RefSeq and is a predicted model, not a curated record.
AUGGACCAAGAAGAGGCUGAGAGGUACGCUUCACACCAGCUCCAAAACUCAUUCUUAUCCACAAUCGACCACCUUCCAUGCGACGUCAUACGAUCACUCUGGUUGAUCCAAUCUUGCAACAUCAAAAUCGAUAAACUCAAACAAGAGUUGCAUAAUAUACUACGGAGAUAUCAGACAACUGGAAGCAUACCGCAUUCGGAAAUGGACAGAAUAUACGACUUGAAACAAAACAUUCGACAUUUGUACAAUGAGACGAUCCAAGAGGGCAAGACGCUAAAUAACCAAAUGAUUAUUCACAAGUUGCAUUUGGAAAAUGAGAUUACGCAGUUGAAGUCGAUUAAGGAGAGGCGCAGCGGAGUAGCUCAAAUGACAAGUCGGCCGGAGUCAGAAGCGCAAGAUCUACUUCGCAAGCAAUUGAAACAGCAUUAUAAAGAGCAUCCGUUGGUGUCACAGGUGGAAGCGGCGGUUGAGCAUCGAAAACAUUCUCAAAAGGAGCUGCAUAAGAGUGGUGGCAAGUCGGCGGCAAAGUCGGGCAUAAAGUUGGUGUUGAAGAUUCCGAAGCAGGACAAAGUCGUGAAACCAAAGGGCAGGAACGUGGUAAAGAAGAAUAGUAGCGCAACACAAUCACGAUUGAAGACAAUUUCAAAACGGGCAGAUCCGCUGCUACCAAAGAAGGAAAAGAAACUUAUACAACAGCAGGCAGGGCCCAUGCCGCAGGUGACUGAGCAAGUCGGCAUGGAUGAAGACGAGGAUGAAGAUAACAAACGGUAUUGUUUUUGUCAUCAACCAUCGUUGGGCGAUAUGAUUGCAUGUGACAAUGAAGCGUCGUGUCCCAAUGGUGAAUGGUUUCAUUACAAAUGUGUUGGUUUAUUGAAUCGGGUUGAAGCGUUGAAAUACACCACUGGCAAAAUACCAUGGUAUUGUUCUGAAGGUUGUAGGCAAGUGGGUGAGGCUGAAAAGGCCAAGCUGCUAGAGAUGAAGAAACGGAAAAGAAGGCGCAAGUGGUAA